UUAAGUAUCGACGCGCUUUUAUCUGCGGACAACAAUCAAGUUGGUGAGGGACGGCAGACUUGGUAGGAGGGAAGGCUGUCUCGUGUGAAAUAUUCUGUCAGUAUUUGGUGCUUUACGGGGACGAUGAUGGCAGCUUCUGCCGAUGACACCUCCGAUGAUCCAGGGGACAUCACGAGAAGCGUGGGAUUAGGUUUUUCAAUGGUCAUCAAGAGCCUAAAACUGAAAUUUCCCAAAGUCUCUAACAUCACCACCAAGGAGCUCGCUGAUUGGCUGAAACCUGGAUCCGACACCGAUGUCAUUCUCAUUGACAGUCGACCGAAGGAGGAAUAUGACGUCAGUCACAUAGAAGGCAGCACCCGUGUAGACUGGGAGGCAGAUGAUGCACAGAUCGUCCAGGACAUCCCCUCCUUAAACCAGACAGGUCCAGAAUCGACAGACCGGAAGCGAGUUGUCGUCUGCUACUGUUCAGUUGGCUACAGAUCUAGCGCCACAGCCCAGAAGAUACAGGCUCUUUUUGCCAAGCAAGAGUCUCAUGCCAGUGUUCCUGUCUACAACCUGGAGGGGUCCCUGUUCAAAUGGGCCAAUGAAAGGCGGCGCAUGGUAGAUGCGGCCAAUCAGAAGACAGAACUUGCCCAUCCAUACAACAGUGUGUGGGGCAAGCUGCUUGAUAAAGAACUUAGGCAGACCUCUUCUUGAGUACUUGUUUACUUAGGUAAUUAUUUUUUCUGGUUGUGUAACUAUGGGAACAUGUCUCUGUUAUUCGCUCAGUGCCAAACACACCUACCUUCAUUAUUGCGGUUCUGUUAGUAAACCAAAGUCUAUGGAUGGUUAGUCCUGUACCAUCAUUGAUUAAAAUUGUUUAGACCCGAAAA
Molecule: messenger RNA, 872 nt
Organism: Haliotis rubra (blacklip abalone)
Lineage: Eukaryota; Metazoa; Mollusca; Gastropoda; Lepetellida; Haliotidae
Exons: 5
Coding region: 124-696 (190 amino acids)
Source: RefSeq, a predicted model, not a curated record